This is a messenger RNA of Haemorhous mexicanus (house finch), 1037 nucleotides long. RefSeq names its product C-type lectin domain containing 19A (gene CLEC19A). Lineage: Eukaryota; Metazoa; Chordata; Aves; Passeriformes; Fringillidae. Bases 146 to 616 code for a protein of 156 amino acids. The record is from RefSeq and is a predicted model, not a curated record. Gene Ontology annotation, molecular function: signaling receptor activity. The transcript has 5 exons.
AGGGUGCCCAGAGGGAAGGUCAAUAGGAGCAGAACAGGAGCAGACUGGGGAGCUCCUGGCCUGCAGAGCAAACAGAACAGCGUGGGAAGGAGAGGAGCAGGAGGGAUGAAUUGUGGCCGUGCUCCUGGGGCUGCAGCCAGCAGCCAUGCCUGAGCCUGUCCAUGCCUACUCCUGCCCACUCUUCUGGACAGAGUAUGAAGGCCACUGCUACCGCUACUUCCCCAUCAACAAAACCUGGGCUGAAGCUGACCUCUACUGUGCUGAGUUCUCCAUCGGAAUCAGGUCAGCCAAGCUGGCCUCCAUCCACAGCUGGGAAGAAAACGUCUUUGUGUACGACCUGGUGAACAGCCGCGUGCCCGGCAUCCCCACUGACAUCUGGACAGGACUCAAUGACCUACGGCAGGAGGGUCACUUUGAGUGGACUGAUGGCUCCUCCUACGACUACCAGUACUGGGAUGGCAGCCAGCCUGACGAUGGGAUCCACUCCAUCCCCGAGGAGGAGGACUGCGUGCAGAUCUGGUACAGACACAGCAGUGCACUGCGCUCCUGGAACGACAACGCCUGUGGCAGAGCCUUCCCCUUUGUCUGCAAGAUCCCCUCACUGGCCCUGGACUGAGGCUGCUGGUGCUGCCCACACCUCCUUCAUUCUGGGUCACCUCUGCAGCUGUGCUGGGCUGGAGCAGUCAGGACGUGGCAUGGGUUGGGGAGCAGUGGAGCUGCUUGGAUCCCCAGGCACUCCCUGGCUGGAGAAUCCCUGCUGGAGGAUGGUGGGGAUGAGCCUGGCACUCACACUGACAGGAGCUGCAUUCAACAGCAGAGGAGCCCCCAAGCCCGAGUCUGGCUCUGGAUUUCAAGAUCAGCCAUCACAGCGUGUUAGAGGAAACCCGUGAUUUUACCAGUACACCAAACUGUUAGCACCCAAAAAUAGCCGUGUGUAGGAAAUACUUUUGCCUGUUGAUCUGUGAAGAGUGGAGGACAAGUGUUAUUUUCUGUUAAAUUAUGCAAAAUGCCUCUUGUCCAUGUUCUUUUUUUCUCUG